Molecule: messenger RNA, 732 nt
Organism: Cylicocyclus nassatus
Lineage: Eukaryota; Metazoa; Nematoda; Chromadorea; Rhabditida; Strongylidae
Source: the annotation of a GenBank genome assembly
CUCUCGAUUUCUUUUGCUCGACUCAUGUUUUCUCUGUUACUGCUAAUUUUUGCACUCCUCCCAUCAGCUUUCACCUAUGUUCGAGUAGUAGGCAACCUUGCCUUGGUAGCUCGUCCGGUUGGACAUGUAGGUACCGAUGCGUCUCCAGUACAGUCGAACGUUGGAGAGUUCUGGUGUGGUCUCGAAAAAGUCGGUGAGGAAAUACCAGUUGAAUAUGGAGAAUUCACCCGUCUUCGAGAUGGGAAGGUAUUCGAAGGAACAGUAAAGGAUAAAAAAGCGAAAUUGCAUUUUGGGCGAGCUCCCGCGACAGUUGCCGGGAAAUACUUAUGCGAAGUUCGUGGAGAAGAUGGGCAGAUCCUGAGUGGAAACAUGUUUGUCUACUCUCCCCCUGUGCUUCGGCUUCCAACUGGCUCCACUUUUCGCGAAAUAUGGGGUGCUCGACCACCAAAAGUGAUUGGAGGAACAAAAACGGUCAAACGCGGUAGCAGCAUUGAGCUACGUUGUCCUGUCUUUGGUUAUCCACAACCUUGGGUUCGAUGGGAAAAAGAUGGAGCGGCGAUAGAACCAAAUCCUUCGCUUACGUAUGAUGGUGACAAUAUCGUGAUUUCUCAUAUGGAGCCUGAUUUAGCCGGUACAUACACAUGCAUUGCUGAUAAUUCUUUUCCAAUGUUCGUCGACGGUCCAUCAAUGCCGCACUCACUCGUUUACGAGCAAAAAGUUGUCGUUAAUUAG